Helicoverpa armigera (cotton bollworm) is the source of this 1472-nucleotide messenger RNA. Its product is annotated as inositol oxygenase. NCBI's taxonomy places the organism in Eukaryota, Metazoa, Arthropoda, Insecta, Lepidoptera, Noctuidae. Gene Ontology annotation, cellular component: cytoplasm. Gene Ontology annotation, biological process: inositol catabolic process. Gene Ontology annotation, molecular function: iron ion binding; inositol oxygenase activity. Bases 137 to 1012 code for a protein of 291 amino acids. The transcript has 7 exons. The record is from RefSeq and is a predicted model, not a curated record.
UAAGCCAAUUUAUCUGAUAGCGCCGACUACUUGAGAUGCUCCUAAGCCGCUAUAAAAUGUCUAUGAGAUCUAACGCAGCGCCAAUCCCUUGAAUAUCCAGUUACUGUUCAGGUGUCAGGGAGAACACUCAGGAAAAAUGGCGAGCCAGAAAGGAGAUGUAACCCUGAUCGACCCGUCGCAACUGUUACGUCCGGAGCCGGUGUUCAACGACAAGCCUAUCGAGGCUUUCCGAGACUACACCGUGGAUGACUCGGAUCCCAUCCGCGAGCGCGUGCGCAAGACCUACUACGAUAUGCACACUAAUGUCACUGUGGAUCUCGUUAGGCAAAAGAAAGAAAAGUGGCUGAAAUUCAACACGUUCAAGAGCACGAUCAAGGACGCUCUGAUCAAGCUGAAUGAGCUGGUGGACGAGUCUGACCCUGACACCGACCUGCCCAACAUCGUGCACGCCUUCCAGACUGCCGAGAGGAUCCGACAGGACCAUCCUGAUGAUGACUGGUUCCAUCUUACGGGACUCGUGCAUGAUUUGGGCAAGGUGAUGGCAUUCUACGGCGAGCCUCAAUGGUGCGUGGUGGGCGAUACCUUCCCCGUCGGCUGCAAGUGGGCUAAAUCCAUCGUGUACGGCCCUGAGAGCUUCAAGGACAAUCCUGACACUUACAACCCUAAGUAUAACACGGAAUACGGCAUGUAUGAGCCUCACUGCGGACUGGACAAGCUGGAGAUCUCAUGGAGUCACGACGAGUACAUGUACCAGUUCCUCAAGCAUAACAACAGCAAGAUCCCCGAGAAGGGACUGUACAUGAUCAGAUACCACUCGCUGUACCCGUGGCACGCUGGUGGCGACUACCGCCACCUCACCAACGAGAAGGAUGAGCAGAUCCUGCAGUGGGUGCUCGAGUUCAACAAAUAUGACUUAUACACGAAGAGCGAGAAGGUACCCGACAUUGAAGCCCUGUGGCCCUACUACGAGAAACUGAUUGAGAAAUACAUCCCCGGCGUCUGCGAGUGGUGAUCAUCCAACCCUUGGAAUUAUUAUGACAUUUGUUCUAGUGUGAAGUUUGUUACUUGAAUUCUUCUUCUUAUCAACUGAAGAACUGGGUGUUAAAGUUUUCUCAAAUCCAUCUGAUGGACUCUGGUCAUUGACGUGGCAUUAUAAUCACUGCUACUGAAUACCUACUUGAAAUACCUGAAAACAGACAAACUCGUCAGAAAACAACAUAUUUAUUUAGUUGUAAAUAAGAGCAGUGAAGAAGUAAAAUAUAUGUAUUUAUUAAGAAUACCAUAGGUAUUAUAUAAGUUUCGGAAAAUAUUAUUUAGUAACUGAUAAUUUUGCCAUAAUAUAUUUUGAAAUGUAUAAACACUGAUUAAGAUACAACAUAAGCAUUGGGAUGGAUGUCAUAAAGCUGUAGACAUAUUAUUGAUAGAAUUGUUUAUAUUAACUUAUUAUAAUAAAUACCAUUUACGACGUUGAA